Molecule: messenger RNA, 2095 nt
Organism: Eublepharis macularius
Lineage: Eukaryota; Metazoa; Chordata; Lepidosauria; Squamata; Eublepharidae
Product: mucin-2-like
Exons: 2
Coding region: 80-1897 (605 amino acids)
Source: RefSeq, a predicted model, not a curated record
UGGGCCCACUAAAAUAAGCUGGCUGAAAAGCCGUAUUUGUUCUCCCAGGGAAAGGAUCUGCAAAAAAGAGAGGUGAACAAUGCAGUUCUAUUUAAAUUCCAUCUGUGUUCUGCUUCUUUCUGUUACUUGCAAGCAUCCAACACAGACCACCAUGAUUUCUGCCACAACUGUCAACGCCACCACCACAGCUCCUUCUGCUGCCCGCCUGAGCACCAUCACUACUGCCAAGGCCACCACUGCAGCUCCUUCCACUGCUGGACCCACCACCAUCCCUGAUGUCAAUGCAACUACUGCAGCUCCUUCCACUGCUGGACCCACCACCAUCACUGCCACCAAUGCAACUACUGCAGCUCCUUCCACUGCUGGACCCACCACCAUCACUGCCACCAAUGCAACUACUGCAGCUCCUUCCACUGCUGGACCCACCACCAUCACUGCCACCAAUGCAACUACUGCAGCUCCUUCCACUGCUGGACCCACCACCAUCACUGCUGCCAAGGCCACCACUGCAGCUCCUUCCACUGCUGGACCCACCACCAUCACUGCUGCCAAUGCCACCACUGCAGCUCCUUCCACUGCUGGACUCACCACCAUCCCUGAUGUCAAUGCUACCAAUGCAGCUCCUUCCACUGCUGGACCCACCACCAUCACUGCCACCAAUGCAACUACUGCAGCUCCUUCCACUGCUGGACCCACUACCAUCACUGCCACCAAUACCACCACUGCAGCUCCUUCCACUGCUAGACCCACCACCAUCACUGCCGCCAAUGCUACCACUGCAGCUCCUUCCACUACUGGACUCACCACCAUCCCUGAUGUCAAUGCUACCAAUGCAGCUCCUUCCACUGCUGGACCCACCACCAUCACUGCCACCAAUGCAACUAAUGCAGCUCCUUCCACUGCUGGACCCACUACCAUCACUGCCACCAAUACCACCACUGCAGCUCCUUCCACUGCUAGACCCACCACCAUCACUGCCGCCAAUGCUACCACUGCAGCUCCUUCCACUACUGGACUCACCACCAUCCCUGAUGUCAAUGCUACCACUGCAGCUCCUUCCACUGCUGGCCUAGCCACCACCAAUACCACUGCUAUUGUUGGCCCAGCCAAUGCCAAUGCCGCCACCACGGCCUCAUCCACUGCUGGCACAAAUGUCACCACUGCAGUUCCUUCCACUGCUAACAUGACUAUCACUGCUGCUGCCAAUGCCAUCACCGACACCACUGCCAGCCUACCCAAUGCCACCAUCAUGGCUCCUUCUACAACCAGCAUAGCCACCACCAAAGCUGCCAAUGCUACUACCGAGACAUCUUCCACAGCCAUUCCAGCUACCACCAACACUACCACGGCUGCCAGCCCAGGCAAUGCCACCGCCAUGGCUCCUUCGCCCGCUAGCCUGAGCACCACGACUACCACCAAUGAUACCACUGCAGCUCCUUCCACUCUUGUCCCAACCACCAUCACUACCAGCCCAGCUUCUGCCAACACCACUACCAUGGCCUUUUCCACUGCUGGCCCAGCCACCAGCCACAUCACCUCUGAGGCUCACUCCACUGCUGAACCGACUACCAAUGCUACUGCCAAUGCAGCCACCAAUGCUGCUCCCUCCACGACCAGCCUGACCACCGUUACUGCCAAUACCACUCCCACGGCUGCUGCUAGCCCGGCCAACACCACCACCAUCACCUCAGCUCGCUCUACUGCUAGCCAAAGCUUCACCGAGGCUUCUCCUUCCUCUGGCUCAAACAUCACUAUCCAAUCUCCUCCUAAUGUACCAAGCAAUAUCACCAUCACAAGUCAGUCUACUCUUUCUACAACCAUCAAAAACAGAGCAAAUGUGUUCCCAAUUACUUCAUUUUUUGGACUUGCAGUACUUGCAAUUUCUGUAUUUGGCUAGUAAGACAACGAUCUGCCUAGAUCAUUUUAAUCUUUUAAUAUUUGUACAUAUGUCUACACACUAGAGUGUUUUAUUUGUAUGGAUUGUAAUGGCCUUUGGCCACAAACAAUAAAAUUACCUUACCUUACCUUACCUUACCUUACCUAGUAAGACGACAAUUCAUACAUGGCCAUUUUAUGGGGAACACAAAUCUGGAAA